This is a messenger RNA of Drosophila busckii, 2542 nucleotides long. RefSeq lists its product as uncharacterized. The coding region runs from base 606 to 2435 and encodes 609 amino acids. Gene Ontology annotation, molecular function: protein binding. Lineage: Eukaryota; Metazoa; Arthropoda; Insecta; Diptera; Drosophilidae. The transcript is spliced from 5 exons. The record is from RefSeq and is a predicted model, not a curated record.
CAACGUUACGCGCUCUCGCUAAAUUUCGCUGCUCGAGAAUUCGGUUUUGCGCCUGCGCAACUUGAAAACUGCGCUUCUUAUCAGCAGCAGCGCUGCGUUGCACAGUGAUUCGUUCUCAUUGGUUUUGUUUGCAAAGUGUUUUGCGUGCAAGUUUCCUGUUUGCUGCGGAAAUGCACAAGGCAAAGGAAAUUCAACAGACAACAAACGGAAAUUGACAUGAAUCUGUGACGUUCAAAUAAAACACAAACCAAAAUUAAUUGCAACAAAGCGCAAACGACAAUAAUUUGCGCGCAAAGUCAACAUUUUUAAUAGAAAUAAUAAUAAUAAGCAAUCAGCAAUCAGAAAUCAGAGUGAACACACACAGAAACCAAAAAACCACAGUGAGGCUGCUGCCAACAAUAGCCGCUUACAUUGAUUUAUAGCUCGAGUGUAAAUAAUUGCAACAAAAGCGCACAAAGCGAAUUAAACAUACCCGAAACAUAAACGAAACGACACAAAGUGUAUUGAAUGCUAUUGGAGAUGAAAUUGCUGCUGCAUUGAUGAGCUGAAGCGAUUCUGAAGCGCGUUUAACGUUUAAUUUUGUGUACUUUGUAUAAAAUUUCAACAUGGAUAGCGGAAGCGUCGUUAGCGAACCGAUAUCCGCGCAUCAUCGCGCGUUUGCCAAACAGAAAUCGGCCUCCAUGACCAUACUCAAUCCGAAGAGCUGUGCUAGCGCAGCCAAAUACAGUCUACAUAAUGCCGCCCACAAUCAGCACGAUAGCAACAUGAGCAGCUCUGCUUCACAUUGCUCCUCCACCACUGGACGUAGACGCAAGGGCGGCUCCUUGGGCGGCACGCUCUCUUCACGCUCCACACGCAGUGAGUCGAAGGAGUUGCGUACUGCGCUGCAGGAUCGCGAGGCUGUUAUACAAAAUCUGCGCAUACAGCUUUGCCUGGGCAAACUGCCACGCCCCAGCGGCCCGCCUCUCGACGAGUCGGAAAAGCCAGCUGCCGAACAGAAGCUGCAACGCCUCAAAGCCGAAGCGGAGAACAAAAGAAUCAAAAUCAAGAAUCUCAAAAGCGCACUGGAGAAGUUGGAUAUCACCGACAACAUAGACAUACGCAUACGUCAGGCGGAGCUGGAAUAUGCUUUAGGUCGCGAGGAGUUGCAGAUGCUGUCUGUGGUGGAGGAAGCGCGUGCGCUGCAGGCGCGUCUGGAGAAGUCCAAGCCCGAGGCACAAACGCUCUACAACAUUAUCAACUCCGGCGUAACGUUAAGUCUGCAUGCCGUAACUGCUACGAGUGGACGCUGGGCGGCUCAGCAGCGACCGGAGCAGUCGGGUUUCUUUGUCGAGUGGGCACUGGAGGGAGAUGGUUUAUACAAGGGCGAUCGCAUCUUGGAGAUCAAUGGCAAAUUGGUCACCAGCAAGACCAAAGAGGAGCUGCAAAAGCAUGUGGGCAACUCGGGCAAGUGUCAGAUGGUUGUGCUGCGCAAGAAAUCCAUGCCCAUACCACAGAAACAGCUCGACCAGGAGAAGGAGAACAAUAUGCGUCUGCAGCAUCGCAUUUCCUACCUGGAGGAGCAAGUGCGUGAGCUGCAAACGGUGAGCGUCAAGGAGCUGCAACAGCAAAAGCAACAGCUGACGACCAACAAUGCGCAUGUCACUAGCAUAAGCAUUUCCUCACCACCAUCUCCCUCGACGCCACCCGAUAAGCCGCUGAUCUUUCAACGCGGCAAUUACAUUACGACCUUGGUGGGCGGCAAGCCCAUCGAGCUGGUCGCCGAGGAGCCCCCAGCACAUGUAACCAAAACGCUCAUCAAGGAGAACACGCACAUUGAUCUGCGCGAGCGCUUGCCACAGUCUCAUCUCUACGCCAUGCCCUCCAAGUCGCUGUCCGCCUCCAGAAUAUCCAUCAAUAGCGACUCUGCCUACAUGCAGCAGCAGAAGCGUGAAAAGGAGCGUCAGCGUGAGCGGCAUGUGCGCCAAAGAGACAGAGAGCGCACCCAUGAUGCACUGCAGCAACAACAGCAGCUGCAUCGCGAGCAUCUCAUGGCGCGCAGCGUGGAGCAGCUCAAUCAGUACAAUGGCUUGGAGCGACGUCCACAGCGUCCUAGUGAGGCGCACACAUUGCGCGCUCGCCUGCCCAGCGAUAUGCGUAGCGUCAAGUCCUUGGACUUCGAUAGUGAAUCUGAAACCCACAAGCCAGCUACAGUGCGUCCCACGCCGCCCAAGAAACCGCUGCGUCUCUCACUGCAACGCGCCCAGAGUCUACAAACUGUGGAGCUCCAUGCCAAUGCGGAUUUGGAUCGUAAGCGACCCAUGAAACGUGUGCACAACAAAAGCGGCGGCUCCUCCGCCUCCUCGCCCAGCGACGAAAGCGUGCACAACCCACAGCUCAUCGAGCACUGCAGUCCCAUGCACACAGCCUCGCUGGGGCGGCACAAGCUUAUCUAAAAAUUCCGAAUCUCUCUUAGCAUAACUCUAAAUUUAUUUUAGUAUUUUAGUAGGGGAACUGCUGCAAUGCAGCUGUGAUUCUCAAACAGGCGGACAUGUGCAAAAUU